Molecule: messenger RNA, 1574 nt
Organism: Diabrotica virgifera virgifera (western corn rootworm)
Lineage: Eukaryota; Metazoa; Arthropoda; Insecta; Coleoptera; Chrysomelidae
Product: facilitated trehalose transporter Tret1-like
Exons: 2
Coding region: 161-1570 (469 amino acids)
Biological process (GO): transmembrane transport
Cellular component (GO): membrane
Molecular function (GO): transmembrane transporter activity
Source: RefSeq, a predicted model, not a curated record
ACUAAACUAAACAAUUAAAUCUAUGUAAUUGUGACUGUAAAGAUAAAAGAUUGUAACUUAUGUAAUUGUUGAAUAUCAGUCAAACAAAAUAAUAUGUUAACAAAAUAACAUAAUAAUAUUUAAUGCAGUAUGUAGAUGAUAAGUUUUAAAAAUAUAUAUUAUGAAGUCAAAAUCUGUUAUUACCAAUCUAAAGACCAAGGAACCUAAAGAAAAUGAGUUGUUUCAAAUAUUCGUUAUGCUUGUUGGAUCACUUGGGGGAUUAACAUGUGGAAUGUUUGUAGCCUGGCCAUCACCAUUCUUACUGAAAAUAGUAGAAGAUAAAAUAAACUACGAUAUAACCGAACAACAAGCCUCAUUCUUUGCAGUAUUCAGUAUUGUAGGAGUGGUGGUUCUCACACCCUUAUUUAUACCUCUGGUCAAUCGCAUCGGAACAAAAAAAGCCAUCAUCUUGUCAUCAAUACCGUACAUCGCAGUCUGGUUAAUCAAAGCUUAUGUUACUAACUUGUAUGGACUGUAUGGUGCUAGGUUAUUGGUUGGUUGUGCUGAUGCACUAGUAUUAUCUUGUCUUCCUGUAUACAUUGGAGAAAUAGCAACCCCUAAAAUAAGAGGUCUUUGGGGCAAUGCCUUCAUCUGCUCUCUAUUUACUGGUCAGUGUUUAGUCAACAUUCUAGGCGCUUACCUUAGUGUAAAAACUACUUCUUUAAUUUCUGUGUUUAUUCCGGUUUUGCUGCUGGCGAUCUUUCCUUUUAUGCCAAACUCUCCAUAUUUCUGCAUAGCUAAAGGUAGACAUGAAGAAGCAAAACAAAACCUUAGAAGACUUAGACAAAAGACCGACAUUGAAGAAGAGUUUAAAGCUAUUGAAGCAGCAGUUCAACGUCAGCUGUCUGAGUCAGGAUCAUGGAAAGACUUAUUCGCCAUAAGAACAAACAGGAAAGCUCUAUUUGCAGCAUUUUUCUUAAGGAAUUCUCAACUAUGGGGUGGUAUGAUGACGUUUGCUGCAUACACUCAAUUUAUAUUUAUAAAAUCUGGUACUAACGUUGAUCCUAAGAUAUCUGCUAUAAUUUAUACAGCAGUAAGUUGUAUUAGCCAUACGUGUUCCUCCUUAUUGUCAAACAAAUUGGGCAGAAGAAGAGCAUUUAUGUUUUCUACAUUCCUGGCAGCUAUAGUGUUAAGUUUUGAAGCAGCAUUUUUUUUAAUAAGCGAUUAUUAUACAGACGUGAAUCUAGAAUCAAUUCAAUGGUUUCCAUUGGUAGGUUUGGUACUAUACCUACUAUUUUGUUCGUUUGGCUUAGGAACUGUGCCGCCUUUAAUGUUAGGGGAACUUUUUUCAGCGAGUGUCAAGACAAAGGCAGUUGCUAUAGUUACAUCAAGUUUUGGUCUCACUGGUAUUACAGUUAAUAAUAUUUUUUAUUAUCUUUUUACAUACACAGGAUUAUUUGGCCCAUUUCUUCUAUUUGCUGCCUUUAAUUUCCUGGCUUCUUUGGCAUCGUUCUGGAUUGUUCCGGAGACCAAGGGGAAAACUUUAGAAGAAAUACAACAAAUGUUGAAAAAUAAAAAAAAUUAUAAAUAAAAAA